This is a messenger RNA of Gossypium raimondii (Peruvian cotton), 2826 nucleotides long. RefSeq names its product homeobox protein HAT3.1. The transcript has 8 exons. Gene Ontology annotation, molecular function: DNA binding; chromatin binding. The record is from RefSeq and is a predicted model, not a curated record. Gene Ontology annotation, biological process: chromatin organization; regulation of DNA-templated transcription. Lineage: Eukaryota; Viridiplantae; Streptophyta; Magnoliopsida; Malvales; Malvaceae. Gene Ontology annotation, cellular component: nucleus. The coding region runs from base 163 to 2742 and encodes 859 amino acids.
GGGGAAUUACAUUAUAUGCUCGAAUCUUUGAAUUCUAUCAUCUGGAUAUUUUUAUCAUCCACUCUCAAACUUAUUAGUUUACUUGGUUUUUUAAAGUAACAAAUCCUAACCUUAUUGUGGUAAUAGGGUGCAGGAAUGUGGCAUUGCUAGGCUCAUAAUGAUAUGAUAAAGGUUGAACAUAUGGGUGCCUCUCCAUCACAAGCAAAGAGUAAAAAGGGGAACCAUGUUUUCCCUGAAGAGAAUACAUCAGAGCAGGGCCAUGAAAUUGGUAGUGAAUAUUUACUUACUGAACUUUUUGAAAAUAAUAAUCAAUGUGGCCAUGCUAUAACACGAAAUGAAUCAACAGAAAUUGCUACUGGUGUGUCUUGCUCCAGCAUUCACAAAUCUUCUUCUGAAAAUGUGGCUAACGGUUCUUGCCCGGAACCUUUGAGAUUGCUUCCUAAAGGUGUUAGUGAGCAUAAUCAUACCGAUCAAAGUUUUUGCGCUCAAGAAACUGUACCAGGAAAGACACACGAGUAUCAUUCUGGAUAUGUACACAAGGAAACAUCAGAAAAGAAGCAUCAGCCAGGUUCUGAAAUUGUUAAAAUUAAACUUGAAGAAUCCCGUAGUUGGGUUUGUGGCCUUCCCGCUAAACAUUCGAAACCAUUUUCUAAAGGUUUGUCCAAGAAUGCUAUUACUGAAGGUUUGGGGCUGUCACCAGCAGGUUCUAAUAAGGACAACAUACGUAGGGAACCUAGUAAGCCACCAGAGCAAGGACCACAGCUUGAAUUGGAAAGUUUACCAAAUAGUACAGAGCAAAGCACUACUGCAGUAUGCACGAAUGUUUUUAAUCAAGCCUUGCAAUUGAAUCCUGAAGAUACAAACAAGAGUAAUUGUGACAAGCUUUUACAAUCACCUUCUCAAGGUGCGCACAAUGUUAUUCAGAGUACUAACAUUGAAGACAUGGCCAAAAAUUCUAGUGUAGAACAACAUGAAACAACGUCCGAGAAUUUUAGCCAAAGCAAGGAUGGAAAAACAUUGAAAACGAUAAAGAAGAAAUAUAUGCUAAGAUCUUCGACAAAUAAUGACAGGGCUUUGCCAUCAAAUUCACAAGAGAAAUCUAAACCUGGUCAGCUGAGCAAUAAUUUGGUUGAUGUUGCUUCUAGUGAGCAGCGACAAAGGAGGAAAAAGAAAAGGAGGGAAAAAAGAGAAGUUGUUGGUGAAUAUUCAAGAAUCAGGGGACAUCUUAGAUAUUUAUUGAAUCGAAUAAGCUAUGAGCGCAGCCUGAUUGCUGUAUAUUCUGCAGAAGGCUGGAAGGGCCAAAGCCUAGAAAAGUUAAAACCAGAGAAGGAGCUUCAGCGUGCUACAUCUGAAAUUCUUCGACGCAAAUUGAAAAUCAAAGAUCUAUUUAAACGCAUUGAUUCAUUAUGUGCUGAAGGAAGGCUUCCUGAAUCUUUAUUUGAUUCUGAAGGACAAAUCGACAGUGAGGAUAUAUUCUGUGCAAAAUGUGGGUCCAAAGACCUAUCUCCUAACAAUGAUAUCAUUCUGUGUGAUGGUGCUUGUGAUCGUGGAUUCCAUCAAUAUUGCUUGCAACCGCCUUUGUUAAAAGAAGACAUUCCUCCCGAUGAUGAGGGUUGGUUAUGCCCUGGAUGCGAUUGCAAAGUUGAUUGUAUUCAACUGCUUAAUGAAUUUCAAGGAACAAGUUUCUCUCUUACUGACAAUUGGGAGAAGGUCUUUCCUGAGGCAUUGGUAUCUGAAGAUGGAGAAAAUCAAUAUCCUAACUUCAGACUACGUUCAGAUGAUUCUAAUGAUAAUGACUAUAAUCCUGAUGGUUCAGAAACUGGUGAGAAAGGUGAGGGAGAUGAGUCGAGUUCUGAUGAAUCCGAUUCCACUUUUUCAUUUGAAGAAUGGGAAGUUCCAGCUAAUGUUGAUCCGAAUUUGGGGGAGUUUCCAUCUGAUGACGCAGAGGGUGAUGAUGAUGAUGAUUAUGAUCCUAAUGGAUCAAAUCAUGAUACUGAGACAAGCCGGGAAAGCUCAAGUUCUGAUUUUACGUUUGAUUCUGAGGAUCUUGGUUAUAUGUUAGAAGAUGACAUUGCUUCCCAAAAAGAUGAAGACCCCAUGUCUAAUAGUGCUUCCACAGUUUCCAAGAGACGAAAAUCUAAAUGUGGCGGAAAGGAGUCUUUGAAGGACGAGCUGUUAUCAAUACUGGAAUCAACUUCUGAACAAGAUGGUGCUGCUGUUUCUAAGAAACGAAACAACGAAAGGUUGGACUACAAAAGGUUAUAUGAUGAGACGUAUGGCAACAUUCCUUCAAGUUCCAGUGAUGAUGAAGAUUGGAACGAUGCCACUACAUCGAGAAAAAGGAUGAAAUGUACCAUAAGAGCGACACCAACGUUGCCAAAUGGAAAUGCUUGUGCAAGUAGGAGUGAAGAGACCAAUUUUAAUGAUACAGAUUUAUCACUUGCUGAAGAGGGAGGCGUAACUGUAUCUGGUUCAAGUGGUAAAAAAUGGGGUUCAUCAACAUAUAGAAGACUAGGGGAAGCUGUAAAGCAGAGACUUAACGAGUCUUUCAAGGAAAACCAGUAUCCCGAUCGAUCCACGAAAGAGAGUUUGGCUAAAGAGCUAGAUAUAACUUUCCACCAGGUCAGCAAAUGGUUUGACAACGCUCGCUGGAGCUUCAAUAAUUCAUCAUCUAUUCACGAAACCGCAACCGAAAAAGUUUCAGAAAAUGAAAUUCCCUCAGCUCUUGAAACGAAGAAUUGAAGGUGAAGAUGUACAGGAGAUGGAUUCAGGCAACCGAUUUAGAUUCGAAUUCUUUCUUGGGUAAGCUUUAAAUUAAGGCAUAGA